GGUGGAGCAGCGGGGAGGGGGCGGCCGGGCCGCGGUCCCUCUGCUCGGCGGCGCUGCCUCCCCGCGUCCCCCGCCCCGCUCCGCUCCGCACCCCGUCCCUCCGCUCCGGCGGGGCCCGGCGCGCCGCCACUCCCUCCGCCCAGCCAGCGGCCCACGGAGCCGGGGGGCAUAAAGCCCUCCCCGCCGGCGGCCCGCCCGUCCGCAGCCACCCCGCGGCGAUGGAGGCGGCGGGCGGGCGGGCGCUGCGCUGGCUGCUGGCCGCCGUGGGGCUGCUGUCGGCGCUCAGCGCCGCCGGGACGCUGUUCCUGCUGGCGCAGUGGCGGGAGCUGGACGCGGCGCUGCGGGAGCUGGAGGCGGCGCGGCCCGGCGCGGGCAACGGCUCCGUGCGGGACCUGCUGGGCGCCGCCGGCCCCGGGCGGGCGCCCCCCGCCGCCCGCAGCAAGCGGAGCCGCCGCGGGGAGCGCGCCCGCGGACACGUGCGCGCCGACAACGACGAGAUGCUCAUGCUGCUGACCUACUCCAUGGUGCCGGUCCGAGUGAUGGUGGAUUUAUGUAACAGCACAAAAGGGAUAUGCCUAACAGGUCCCCCCGGCCCCCCAGGGCCUCCUGGACUGGAUGGACUGCCUGGCUACAAUGGAUCGGAUGGAGUCCCAGGUGCUCCGGGACAGAAGGGAGAACCAGGAAUAAAUGGAAAAAGAGGAAGAAUAGGUGUGCCAGGACCAAAAGGUGAUCGGGGACAGAAAGGAGAACCCGGAGAAAUGGGCUUGCCUGGCAAGGACGGUGUGCCAGGAGGAAAGGGCGCAAGAGGAGCGAAGGGCGAAAAGGGGGAUGCGAACAAUGAUGUGAUAUUAGAAGGUGCAAAAGGUGAACCUGGACCAGCAGGGCCCCCCGGACCCCCGGGACCCCCAGGGCCUCCAGGAAAACGUAAAGGUAAAGCACAGCUUCAGGAGAACGUGUACAGCAGCAAAUCCACAGCCCUGGGGGAGGCGUGUGCGGUACCAAAUGACGACACCCGGGCUGGAAAAGCUGAAGACAGAAGCCCUGGUCCUUCCAGAAAAGCUGAAUGUGUCAUAACGUCUGUGGGAAGCCCUGUCCACUUUGUCACGGUACAGCAAACGUUUGGAACCUGGAUGCGGGAACCCGCCAAUGUAAGCGAUGAGCGGAUUUGGCUCACCAUGCAUUUUUCAGGAAGCUCUAUAAAAGAAUAUGAGAAUUCCAAUGCCUUGCUGAAUGACACCUACAGGAUCGUAAACAUCUCAGGGUUCUUUCAUGGAUGUGGUCACGCAGUACAAAACAAUCAUCUGUACUAUCAAAAGGGAGGAACCAAUGUCAUUCUGAAAUUUGGGCUUGAUAAUGCAUCGUUGAGCACACUGCUAAUUGAAAAUGCCUUAUAUCAUGGUCGUAACUACCUCUUUUCUAACUCGAAGACCUAUUUCAACGUAGCAGUGGAUGAGAAGGGUCUUUGGAUUAUAUAUGCCUCAAGCACAGACGAAAAUAUAAUAGUAGCACAUGUUGAUGAAGAAACAUUUUCAGUCAUUCGGCAUAUCAACACUACAUAUCCCAAGUCUAAGGCUGGUAACGCGUUCAUAGCAUGUGGCAUUAUAUAUGUUACUGAUACGAAGGAUAUGACAGUAAGUUUUGCAUUUGAUUUAUUGAAAGAGAAGCAGAUUGAUGCAAGGUUUGAGUUACGGUCUUCACAGUCUGUUCUUGCUAUGCUGUCAUACAGUUUAAGAGAUAAGAAUUUGUAUACGUGGGAGAAUAGAAGCUUAAUGAUAUAUCCUGUACAUUUUGGCAGAUGAAGAUAUUUUAAAAUGUCAUGUAUGAGAGCCAUAUUUGACUAAAUAGAUGAUUUCAAGCUAUAUGAUAUGCACUUGGGGGUCUCUUCAUUUGGUAUAAUUCUCUGUUCGCUGAUGGUGGUUUCUGAGUGUGCAUCGAAGGGAGAUCAGGCACCUUGUAUAAACACACUUCAAUUAUAUAGGCAAUUGUCGUCCUUCUAAAAGAAAAGCUGUUCAGUAUUGCAGCUGGCACACAGCACAGAUUUUGUUUUUCCCCUGUUAUUCAGCUGAUAAUUAUAUCUAAUGUACAUUGAUUAUUCUAUGGUCGUGUGUUCAGCAGAGACUAUUUAUAACUUUCAGUUGCUAUUGUCUUAUCUGCAAUAAUUUUCUAGUCAGUGAUUAUGGUCUAGUAUAAAAGUCUAAAUAACAAACUUUCGUGUACAAAUACCUUUGCCGUGUUCACUUACUACUUUCCACUGAUUCUCGGGGAACGUUCUUCUUGGACAGAGAUACACAGCUGUUAAAAAUAAUGGAGAUGGUUUUUCAAAUGGAAAAAUCAGAAAGCUUCAAGUUCAGCAAGUCUAGUGAACUGUUCCAUAAUCAAAAGCAAAAUCCAGCCCAAGUACAAGGAAAAUGGGAAUAAUGGGAUUAUUAAAUAUUCACUGUACAUGAAAUUGUGUUUACUAAAUGGAGUGUGGGAAGAAAAGUAACGAGGUAUAAAAUUGAAGAGAGGAAGUAAAAUUCCUUGCCCUCUCUGCCAUGUAAAUUAUACCGCUAUAACCUGCUUGUAACUAUACUUAACUAUAGGAAGGUAUAUUGAUUAAAAACCAUCCCCACAUUCAUCCAUACAAAUGAAAUCACAAAAUGCGGGGUAUAGUUUUUUUUUGCUGAUAUUCUUAGAAAAAUAAAAUACCUGGAGCAGGAAUGCGUGUAUUCAUCAUAGUGCUCAGUGACUUAAUCUGGGAUUAAACUUAAUUCAGAGAAUGCCCGCUCUCAUUCAAAUAUUUCAGAGCUGUUGGGGAGAAGUAAUAGGAAGUUUUUAUUUUAAUUUUGGUCUGGUAUUUAAUAUUUCUAAAUUUAACAUUGAAACAUAAAUCCCUACUGUUUCUUACAGUAUCUGUACUCAAAGUCAUGCUCCUAGAAAACCCCCACCUGUAUUUCUAAGCCGCUUGUGUAUAUUGGUUAAAGUUCAUAAAGCUCAUUCAAAUGUUUAGAAGCAAAGUAUCACUUAAACACCUUUUGGCUGAAAAAAUCAGAACCAGCUGUGUUUCUUGCAGCUGCCUUUGGUCAUGAAGAACUAAAUUCUGGUAACGUGAUGGCUUACUAGGACAGCUGAAUAUAACAUGCAAACAGCUAAUCUGUUUUAUCUCAGUCCAGGCUCAGGCAGUAUCUAGUCAAUCUACCAGAUGUUUAGUUAAAUGUAUUUAAAUAUAAGGAAGAGUUCUGGGAUGGACUGUUCCAUGAAAUAAAAGUAAUUUAUUUAACUUACAAAGGGAAAACUAAACAAUGACAUUUACUCUUCUUUCUUUUCGUACCUCCUGUACUUCACAGCCUGCGAUUUAAAAUCACCUUUGGAGAAAGGUGCUUUUUAUUCUAGUAUAUUUUACAAUACAGCACAGACAUCAAAAUUUUCAUUGGAGGAAUAAGACAGUGUGUGAACAUUUAAAUACGCAGACAUCCGUUCCAGUCUCUUAAGAACGUGGUUGUGUUUACAACAGAAAAAUACAUCUGACAACAGUAGCUAGUUAUAUUACAAGCAAACGAUAUUGAACUCUGCAUAGUUUAUACAACAUACUGUGGUAAUAAUUUAAUUACCAGUUUAAUCCACUAUUUACUAGAUGGCCACAUAAAGCCUGACAUUCAUCUGAAUUGUGGCAUUAUAUGUUCCAUUGGUAUUCUCUUAACAGCUUCAUUUAAUGAAGUAUAUUCUGGACAAAUGAAUUUCCAAACUAAAAGCUGACUAGAAUCAUGGAUGUCUUCACUACAAACAUUUAGUGCUUACAAUACAUUCCUAAAGUAAAGGCAGGUGACCAAUAGAAAACACAGCUGUCAAAGAAAGGAAAAGAGUGUGCAAAUUAAAACCAUCGCAUUUAGAAGUGUGUUGAUGUGCAAGUUGCAGUAUCAACGGUGUAUUAAUAUCAACUGGGAAAAAAAACCCC
Columba livia (rock pigeon) is the source of this 3934-nucleotide messenger RNA. It is a transcript of the gene GLDN, whose product is annotated as gliomedin. The record is from RefSeq and is a predicted model, not a curated record. Gene Ontology annotation, biological process: signal transduction. Gene Ontology annotation, cellular component: cell surface. Bases 219 to 1799 code for a protein of 526 amino acids. Lineage: Eukaryota; Metazoa; Chordata; Aves; Columbiformes; Columbidae. The transcript is spliced from 10 exons.